This is a messenger RNA of Stylonychia lemnae, 909 nucleotides long. The record is from the annotation of a GenBank genome assembly. NCBI's taxonomy places the organism in Eukaryota, Ciliophora, Spirotrichea, Sporadotrichida, Oxytrichidae.
AUGGAUCCUAAUUAAUUAGGAAAUUAGUCAAUCAUAUAUAUUUAAACUAGCCAAGCUUUUGCCAAUCAGCUAUACUUCAGAUUUUCCCUAAUUGUAAAUCUGGCAUAUAACAUAAAUGCCAAGAUUCAACAAGGUUUGAUGACGGAAUCUGAAUUGAAUUUGAUUUCAUUAAAAUCUGAACUAGUUAUCAUUAGAAGUACUGUGAAAUUUACUAACCUUCUCAUUAAGAGUAAUAAUCAUAUUUUAUUCCCAUUUUUAUUAAAAUUGCUUCUAGAUGAUAUUAGUAAAAGUAAUGAGGAGAAACGAUUUCUAUUCCUGAUCUUGAAUUCAACAAUAGUUACAGAUUACAUCAACGAAGGAAUCAUACUUUUGUCUGAUUGUAGCUAAAGAUAAAUUAAUUCUUAUGAGGGAGAGAUUGAAUUUUCAGGUUUAAGAGUAGUCGGGUAAAGAUACCUAAUUAUGCAGCAGCCAUUGAUCUAUAUAUAGACCCUUAAUAAUGUCACAAUAGACAAUUCUGAAUUAAGAUCAUUCUCUUCAAUCAAUGAUGCUAACAAGUAACAGCUAUUGAUUGAAUCAACGAGAUUGUGCCCAUUUAAUGCCGAUUAAAAAGUCAAGAAAACAUAGCUCACUAAUAGUUACAUAUCAUCUGAUGCUAUCAAUGGGAAGGACCAAUCUUAAAUAUAGUAUAGCAUUAGCUGCAGAUAAAGUUCAGACCUUAACAAGCGGAUCUAGUAGUGCAUUAUUGAGAAUUUGACUUUUGAAAAUCUUUAUUCUGGUGUCACUUUGCUAUCUUUAUCUCAAGGGUCAUCAGACUUAACAAUGCGAAACAUCACUCAAAACAAUGUAUCACUUGGUCCGAUUUAAGCAUUUCAUUUCUUUAUUACAGGAUCUAACGCAUUCACAUUGUGA